AUGCCUUCCCAGGAGCAGGUCCCUCAGCAGCAGCCCAUGGCUGCCACCAACCCCGAGGCUCAGGCUGCGCGCGCCAGCACCGAGCAGCCCCGCCCUGCUGAGCCCAUGACUGUCGGCCUUCGUGGCGGCCACGAUGGCGAGGGUGAGGCUAUUUGCUGCGGUCUUUGCGCCGGCCUCUGCUGCUUCGAGUGCUGCGAGUGCUGCUGCUAA
Molecule: messenger RNA, 210 nt
Organism: Akanthomyces muscarius
Lineage: Eukaryota; Fungi; Ascomycota; Sordariomycetes; Hypocreales; Cordycipitaceae
Exons: 3
Coding region: 1-210 (69 amino acids)
Source: RefSeq, a predicted model, not a curated record